Messenger RNA from Rosa rugosa (rugosa rose), 2061 nucleotides. RefSeq names its product putative NAC domain-containing protein 94. The record is from RefSeq and is a predicted model, not a curated record. Lineage: Eukaryota; Viridiplantae; Streptophyta; Magnoliopsida; Rosales; Rosaceae. Gene Ontology annotation, biological process: regulation of DNA-templated transcription. Bases 618 to 1991 code for a protein of 457 amino acids. The transcript has 3 exons. Gene Ontology annotation, molecular function: DNA binding.
GCUCUAAUAUGAUAAUAAGAGCAAUUAAGAUAUUUCUUAAUCCCUAUAAGCUACUGUGAUAUAUGCAUGGUAGCUCCUUGAGAUUCCACUACUUGGAUUAAACAAUACCCCAAAAUGAGGUUUAUUCGAGUCCAAGCUAGCUACUUAGUGAGAAAUAAUUAUAAGAGUACUAGUACUAUCUCUCUUAAUUGUGUUAACCUAUUUUUCUUGACUUCAGGUUUAAUUUUCUUGGUAGUUGUUCUUAAUUUUGAUUUUAAGUGCCUGACCACACUGCUAAAUUUCAAGUCACCAGAAAAGGCGGCUGAUCCUUCGGGGGCAGACCCCUCUUCAGGAAGCAUAUAUUGGCUACAAAUUAAGACCGAGCAGACCCUCACCGUCAACUUGGGCUAAUAAUCUUGCUUUCACUCCACCUCUCUUCUCUGUACUUCUGUGUGUUCCUCUUGUUUUCUUAGCUAACUAGGGUUUGCUUAUUAUUACAGUUCAAGACAUCUCAGCACGCUUAUCCAUAGGUAAUAAGUUAGCACUAACUUCUUCAGUUUCAGACCUCAAGCAGUUUCGGCAAAAGAUUUAGGGUUUAGUUUGGUACUGCUCUAGAAAGGAGAAGUACAAAAGAGGGUAUGGAUCAGGAGAGAAGUAGCAGCUGUGAUAUGAGUGCAGCAGAUCAAGACAAAAUUGAUGAAGUGAUGCUGCCAGGGUUUCGUUUUCACCCAACAGAUGAGGAGCUUGUUGGGUUUUAUCUCAAGAGGAAGAUCCAGCAACGCCCUCUCUCGAUCGAGCUCAUCAAGCAACUUGACAUCUAUAAAUUCGAUCCAUGGGAUCUUCCAAAGUUGGCAGCUAGUGGGGAGAAGGAGUGGUAUUUCUACUGCCCGAGGGACAGAAAAUACAGAAACAGCACGAGGCCUAACCGGGUCACCGGAGCCGGGUUCUGGAAAGCCACGGGUACCGACCGGCCCAUUUACUCGUCGGAAGGUAACUCCAACAAAUGUAUUGGGUUGAAGAAGUCCCUUGUUUUUUACAAAGGUAGAGCUGCCAAAGGGGUCAAAACCGACUGGAUGAUGCAUGAGUUUCGCUUACCUUCUCUCACCGACUCCUCAGUACUCCCACCAAAGAGAUCGUUCAUGGACAAAAUUGCCAUUCCCGCAAAUGACUCAUGGGCAAUAUGCAGGAUAUUCAAGAAAACAAAUUCUAGUGCCCAUCAAAGAGCCAUUUCUCAUCAUUCUUGGGUGUCUCAGACCUUGCCUGAACCAAACACAUUUCAAGAUCAUGUGUUAGGCAGCUCCAGAUUAGGUGCACAAACCACUAGCACUACUCAUUACAGUGGUAACAAUAUUGACACACAACAGAUCUCAACUUCCACCACAACCAGUACUCUUUCCCCAGGAGAUUAUUAUGCUAAUAAUUCCUACAAAACCUUACACCCAUCAAUCGCUUGCAAUCUUAAACCCUAUCAUCAGUACUUCCCCAUUUCCAACGCCGGAGAGUACUUUAACCCUAAUUUCACAUUUUCACCUCUGGAGAGUCCGGCAGCCAAAUGUUCCGUGGAUGUUUCGUCCUUGUUGUUAAACAUGUCAUCAUCGGUCCUUGGAGAUUUCGGAACCAAGCGGGCCUCGGCUGAGAGUAGUACUACUUUCGACUUUAGCAGUACUACUGGUUCUCAGGAGCAACAGUGUAAUAAUGGCUUCUCCUCCUUGACGACAUUACCACACCAUGACGUGAUGCAAGGGAACCAGCUUGGCGUUGUUGGGAGUCAUGAUCACAGCAUCGAUGCGUUGAUGAAGAAUAUAACGAAUCAUGUGAACUCAAACGCGAUAGAAACAGAUGAUCAUGGACACUGGGAGAGUAGUCUGCGAUCAUCGAUUGGAUUUCCUUUCAUGAGUAGUUUACCAGUAAUACCUUUGAAUAUAGGAGGUGGGGAUGCAUGGAAGUCCAACUUGACGUGGGACUCUUCACCAUGUCCGAGUGAAAUGUCCACUACCAGAUGCUAUUCUUAGUUUUUAUUAUUAUUAGUAUUGUGUACUAAAAAUCAUUGUUCCUAGCUUUAAUUUUAGUUAACUAGCUAGC